CCGUAAAGAUGACAAGGAACGGCACGUCGUAGGUCAGGUGGCGUCGGUUGCCUUGCCCUCAAAAUUAAAAAUUCCCCUAUUUACCCCCCCUUUCCCUCCCCUCUCUCCCCCUUUCUCUUCAUUCCAUUCCCCUUUUUUUUUCCCUCUUUCUCUUCAUUCUAUUCCCCUUUUUUUCCCUUUCCCUUUCCCUCUCUGCGAAGGAAUUAACACUGAGUGUACGAGAUCGAUGAGGACACUUUGCCCGAAUCUCGACCGGGAAGACGGGCUGGAGACGGUGCUGGAAGUCCCCAUACCGGAGGAGAUGUUCCCCGGCAACAAGGGCUCCGGCCGCCACCCGUGGCAGUCCAUGAUGAAGUCUUGGAUGAAGCCCCAAUCCGCCCCCUCCUCCGUCUUCGGCGGCCGCACCGCCCAGAUUCAGCUCCUUCUCAGCGUCGCCGGAGCCCCCCUCGUCCCCCUCACCAUUCCCUCCGACCACUCUUGCAACUCCAAAAUCAACGAUCACCCCAUCGAGGCAUCAAUGGCGAAGUACAUUGUGAAGCAGUACAUAGCGGCGGCGGGAGGGGAGGAGGCGAUAAGCGGAGUGGAGAGCAUGUACGCAAUGGGGAAGGUGAAGAUGGCGGCGUCGGAGUUCACGCCGGGGAGCGGGGAGGGCGGCGGAGAAGGGAGGGUGGCGGCGGCGGCAGGGAAGAUGAAGAUCUUGAGAGGGGGCGGUGGGGAAAUGGGAGGGUUUGUGCUGUGGCAGCGGCGGCCGGGGCUGUGGAGCCUGGAGCUGGUGGUUUCCGGGUGCAAGAUUAGCGCGGGGUGCGACGGGAAGGUGGCGUGGCGCCAAACUCCAUGGCAGAACUGCCAUGCUUCUCGUGGGCCCCUUCGUCGCUCUUUACAGGGGCUUGACCCAAGAUCAACGGCGAAUCUAUUCUCAGACGCCAUCUGCACGGGGGAGAAGACGGUGAACGGGGAAGACUGCUUCGUGUUGAAGCUAGAAGCCGAAGCCCAGAGCUUAAAAGCUAGAAGCUCAAGCAAUGUGGAAAUGAUAAAGCACACACUUUGGGGGUAUUUUAGUCAAAGAACAGCCAUGCUAGUGCAGCUAGAAGACACCCACCUGCUCAAGAUCAAGUCCUCCGAGAACGACUACGUGUAUUGGGAGACGACAAUGGAGUCGUCGGUCAAAGACUACCGCGCGGUCAACGGGGUCAACAUCGCCCAUUCGGGCAGGACGUCCGUCUCCCUCUUCAGGUUCGGGGAAAACGAGGACGCGAGCACCCGAACCCGAAUGGAGGAGGUUUGGAGCAUCGAGGAAGUGGACUUUAACAUUAAGGGCCUCUCGAACGACUGUUUCUUGCCCCCGAGUGACUUGAAGGACGAACGCCACGUGGGCCCCACGAAGAAAGACGCUACGGUGGAGAGUUGGAUGGGGAUGAAACUCAAAUCGAGUAACAACGGCAGUAAGGCGAACUCGGGGAAAGGGGUGAGGAUUGUGGCCAUUGAUGAGUAUGAUGUGGAGGAUUGAAGAGGUGAGGGCUAGUAAAUAUAUAUAGUGAAAUUUGCACUAAAUAGGACUAAAACAUAAUGACUUUCCUAAUAUAGGACUUAAACUUUUUUAUUCUCUAAAUAGAACUUAAUAAUGUCUUCGUGGAAGGAAUAAUACCCAGCAAUGAUAGACAUUACUUGAAUAAUGACUAAAGAAUAAUGACCAAAGGUCCUACAUUCGGAAAUAAAAAUAUAUGGUCCUAUUUUGGGAAAUUCAUUAUGUUUUAGUCCUAUUAAGAUAAAUUACUCAUAUAUAUAUACCUAUGUAUAAGUGACACAUAACAAGCUGAGUUUAUGUCAUUUUGGAUUCUUGAUGUACUUAUUAUAUGCUCUGGUCAUUUUUGUAUAUAAAGACCAUAGGGAGAGUAUGUCAUGAUUUUACAUAUAUUUGAAAACUUAAUUAGUGACAUAUAUCAUAGGAAAUAUUAAAUGAUUAGAUGUGUG
This is a messenger RNA of Cuscuta campestris, 1971 nucleotides long. The record is from the annotation of a GenBank genome assembly. Lineage: Eukaryota; Viridiplantae; Streptophyta; Magnoliopsida; Solanales; Convolvulaceae.